AUGUGGCCUCGCAUCCCUUCAACGUACGUCCCCAAACACACCACACAUACCCACUCCCACCACCUAACCAUCCCAAACCCAAAGUUCCAAUUCCGCAUCGCCUCCAGCCUCGCCAAGAAGCCCCAAACCGCCACCCGCCACCAAAGAAAAGUGUCCAACGCCUUUGCCGAUGAUAACCCCGAUUUCAGUCUGGGCCUCAUCGGCCCAACGCAUAAAUUGAUACUGAACAAGUUCUGCGUUGUAAGACCGCAGUUCGUGCUGCACACGGUGGAGUUCGAGCCGCAGCAGACGCCGCUUAGCCUUGCGGAUCUGGGGGCGCUGUGGAGCGUGUUGGGUAGUUUGCAGAGCGAGCACCUUGCUAUUUUCAACUGUGGUGCUGAUGCGGGGGCGAGCGUGGGGCAUAAGCAUAUGCAAGUGCUGCCGCAUCCUGGGAGGGAGGCGUUUGAGCUUUUUCCUGAUGGGGGGGAGUUGGGGGAUGAUAUAUGGGUGAACGAGGAAGUGCCGUUUAGACAUGCUGUGCAGAAGCUACCGAAGGUGGUGGAUGCAGAUGCGCUUGUGACGGUGUAUCAGAAGCUGCGGAAUUAUUUGUCGUUGGAGCAGGGGACGCCGCACAAUGUUAUCCUGACGAAGAGGUGGUUUAUGGUGGUGCCUAGAAGGGUGGGGCGCAUUGCGGAUGGGGAGAUGGCUGCGAAUGCUGCCGUCAUGGUUGGGAUGGUGUGGAUGACGAAAGAACGCGAGUAUGAGUUGUGGACGAGACAGGAUCCGAUGGAAUUUCUGCCGGAAUUUGGAGUGCCUCGUUAG
This is a messenger RNA of Didymosphaeria variabile, 801 nucleotides long. RefSeq lists its product as uncharacterized. Gene Ontology annotation, molecular function: ATP binding; ATP:ADP adenylyltransferase activity. The transcript is spliced from 2 exons. Lineage: Eukaryota; Fungi; Ascomycota; Dothideomycetes; Pleosporales; Didymosphaeriaceae. Bases 1 to 801 code for a protein of 266 amino acids. The record is from RefSeq and is a predicted model, not a curated record. Gene Ontology annotation, biological process: nucleotide metabolic process.